CUGGCACCCAGGGAUCGCUGAGUAUCUCAGACGGGGGAGAGACCUGUGUAUAAACAACACAGAUCUCUCCCCUGUCGGCUCCUGCACACUGCUUUGUAUGUCUCUGCAUAGCAAAGCCAUACAAAGCAGUGUACUUACAGUGAAGCACACACACAGCCCCCACAGUGAAACAGCACACAGUUAACCUUUUGAUAACCCCAGAUGUUAGCCCCUUCCUGCCCAGUUCUAUUAGUACAGUUUCAGUGCUUUUUAUUAGCACUGAUCACUGUAUUGGUGUCACUGGGGUUGUCAGUGACACCAAGUCAGUUCCCCCCCAGUUGUCAGAAUGCCCGCCGCACUCCCGCUAUAAGUCGCUGA
Staurois parvus is the source of this 357-nucleotide messenger RNA. Lineage: Eukaryota; Metazoa; Chordata; Amphibia; Anura; Ranidae. The record is from the annotation of a GenBank genome assembly.